Pocillopora meandrina is the source of this 10826-nucleotide messenger RNA. The record is from the annotation of a GenBank genome assembly. NCBI's taxonomy places the organism in Eukaryota, Metazoa, Cnidaria, Anthozoa, Scleractinia, Pocilloporidae.
AUGUCCCGAGUCACAUGCUAUUCUAAGACGCAAGCCGCCUUCUACAUAUUUCCCUUUCCAGACCGUCACGUCGAUUCACUCAUGUCGUACUCUCGUCCAUCGAGUUACUACGAGGACAUGCACGGUACAUCGACAACCAUUCCCAACCAAGUUCAGACGGGAUAUUCUCAGAUACAUACUAUGGCGUUCGGCUUCUCAUCAGGUCUACCUCACGGACAGCUAAGGUCAGACUCCAUAGAAGUGGAACUCGAGAAUAAAGAUCUUUGGGACAAGUUCCAUGAAAUAGGGACGGAGAUGAUCAUUACGAAAACGGGACGGUAAGAUGAGACGAGACAAAGAGUACACUUCAUUAUUCCAACUUCAAUAAGUCGUGUGUUGAUAUUUCCGCCCGAAAUGAUGCCAAACACUGUUCGCAGAUUAAAACCCCAGCCGGGAAAGACUUGAUUUUCGUCAUGGCCCUUUUCCCCUGUCCGUCGAAUCUGAAACUGGUUUUUGCCAUGCUAAACACCCCCAUUUUGUGGAAGUGUAAUGGGAGGUCGAAGCAAACAAAUAAUUAUACUUGUAGACUUUGACAGCGCUGUCGUAAAAUACAUAUGCGAUAAGAGUUCAUGUUUCAACAGUCAUCAUUUAAACUGCACUCGAUUUACGUAGCUGUCAAACCCUCCAAAACGUUCUAACAAAGUGUUUAUUUCCAUACCAUUUCUAUUAGCGCCGCUGCCUUCUCGCAGCAUUGUGGAACCCUUUUCGAAGAUACUUGACAGUUUAUGAAAAUAUUAGUUUCGAUUCACGCCCGGCAUGUCAUAUGUAAAGAAACUCAUAUAGCUCAAUAAAUUGUGCGUGAAAAUACAGCAAAACGCUUAUUAUUACAGGCAAGUAAGUAGUCGGUGUAAUCUCUUCCAAAACGUUCCAUUUCACGCGAUCCGAACUGAUUUUCAAACCUGCUCUACGUGUAUGAGGCCUAGUGGGAUAAUAACUACAUAUGUCCCGCCUUGUAUGUGGCGAUACGUCUGUCAAAACCUUCACGAGUUAGUGGUACAGAAAUUGUCCAAAAGGAUUCGUUCAUGAGAGAUGAAAAUUAAAUGUAUUCUUCCUGUGGGAAGACUGCCAGUAAAAAAAAAACCUUGCGUUUUCUUCCUACAGACGUAUGUUUCCUGUGAUCAGAGUGAACAUAAGCGGCUUAAAUCCAAAGGAGGAGUACGUCUUGGUGUUGGACAGCAUUCCAGCAGAUGACAACAGGUACAAGUUUCACAACUCUGAAUGGUCAGUCACCGGUAAGGCUGAACCUCUCAUACCGACCAGAAUCUUCGUUCACCCCGACUCGCCGGGAACCGGGUCACAGUGGAUGCGACAAGUGGUUUCCUUUCAGAAGAUGAAAUUGACCAACAAUCACAUGGAUCAAAUGGGACACGUAAGUUAUCUAUUACUCAAAAGCCAUUUUAUCUCUUUUCUAUCUCCCGCUGUUAGCUUCCCUCCAUCAUUGUUCAUAAAAAUGAUUCAGUGCGAAACGGAAAGGUUACUAUGAAAUCAUAAACUAAAACUUAUUUCUGGAAAUUUCUAACAUUUACGGAAUAGUCGAAAAACUGAGACUCAAUUCUCAAAUAGAAUGCAACGCCGUAAGCUUUCACAAGCCAACCACUUCUUCUUUCGUCCACGCGCAAACUUUCAUCACAUCAUUGUUCAUUAAAUUUUGUGGGUGACGGGCUCCUUAAAGUUUUCAAAACCUAAGACUUGGCUCAUGAAUUUUCAAGACUUAAAUUGCUCAGGAAUACUUUCCUAUUAUUCAAGCGACUGUAAACUGACAUCUAACAACAGAUCUAUGUUCAAAGAAAGAAAAUCAGCAAUCUCUAUUCUUUGCUCUUGAGCUUAUCUGUUAGUGUCGUUUGGAACAAAGUAGAAAUUAUUAGGCCGUUAAUAAGGAAAGCAAUAUAAGAAAAGAAAAUACAGCCGCAGCAUCUUUAUAAGUACAUUUUGUUUUCCUUAUCUGGAUAUAACGCGCGUUCAUUUUUAUAGAAUUCACAAGGCCUUGCCACCAGAACAAUAUUUCGUUUUUAAUCACUAGACGUUUUUAGAUUAGGAUGAGCCUCCUCAAAUGUUUAGUAAUUGCACCUUUCUUCAACACUCUUCAAUUCGAAAUCUACUUCGGUAAGCCUUUAGAACAACCGUGAAACCUUCAAUCAGUUUUGAAAAGGGUAGGAUUUUGGUUUUGUUGGUCUUACAUCAGUAUUCUGAACUGCUUUGUUGAAAGGUGACAAAGAUACCGAUAUUUCAUCUGAAUUGAAAUUUCCAGAGAAUCGCCUAAACUCAAACCUUGACAACUUUGGAAAGGCGGUUUUGGACGAAAUGCGUUGAACGGGCGUGGAAUUUGCCUUAUUUCCCUCUCAAAACGAGGGAAUAGAAAACACCAGAUUUCUGGAAGCAUAAAACUGUUUUUUUUAUUGUAACUUAAAUAAUGGAGGUGUUUCGACGAGAAUAUUUGAUUUACACGGAUUCAAUAGUUAACGACAACGUAUUUUAAAAUACUGCAAGGUAUUUCUAUCCGAACACAGGGACAAUAUGAGCUGUUUCUUGCUGUGACAAAUGAAACAUUUGUUUCCACAUUUCUAUUCUCGCGACGUCUAUUGAAUGGCGUAGCAUAGAAACAAAAGACUUAAUUGCCUUUGUUAACAAACCAAAAAGCUUUAGAAAAUAGGUUUCUGGUCACAAACAACGGCUAAAAAACUCUGCUAGUAUAAUAGGGAUUUCAUUAAUGGCCUUUUUGUGAUGUACACGCUGAAUCGCAAGUUUCAGGAGGUUUGAAAACAAAGAGAAAAUAAACUUGUCUAUAGUACGAUUACGAAACGAUGUUCGCGUUUUGUGUUUCUUAUCUGAAAAGCGAUGUAAACAAGUUAACAACAGCACCAGCCACGAGGAUGAUUAACAAGUGAUUUGGUCGUCAAUUCUCCCCGCCCCUCCUAAGUGAUUGUGAAAGCUUUUAACUUCGAAAUGAAAAUCAACACUUAUGAAUCACAAUGGAUAAGAGAUGGGGUCAAACUUUGAUUGGCUCGCGAGAUAAGACUAUCAGCAGUUUUUAAAACUUCUAACUAAUGACAAACACAGUGUUUAAUUGUGAUAAAUCACAGCUAAACUCCAAAUCUUUUCCAUCCUGUUGUAAGGGGAAUAGUCGUGGAGCCCAGUUUUGGUUUGAUGUAAAAGGGAUAAAUUUCUUAAGAUCAUGCUGCGUUGAGUUCUCAUUUCUUCAUGUUCGUCCUUAAAAUUGAUUUCUCUUACUCUGACAAAAACUGAAGCCUUUACAAUCUGUUCGAUAUAAAUGUCCACCUUCGUUAGCCCUCACACUAUAGCCGAAGUAUUUUGUCAUUGUCAAGAUUCUGUUACUGAGCUGUGUAAACUUUAAUGAUAUAGGGAGAAGGUUAAAUAAUCGGGAGAGAACAUGCCUUUAAUCCAAAGAAAAAUAAUUUUAUGAAAAUAGUUUUAUUAAGUAACUCCUUUGUCGCCAACUUUUUUCUGCUGUGAAACAAAGCAGCUUACCAAACUAUUUCUUUCGCUCCCCUUCCAGAUUCGUUGGCCAGUGCUUUAUGUGACCUAGCUUAAAACAAUUGGACAUAAAUUCAAUGUUUUGAAGUGUAAAUACACAUUGAAUCAUCCUGUAACCACAAUUAAUGGGCUUCUGAAGUUCAUUCACUUUAAUCAUCAAAUCAAACGUAAAACAAACGUUUCUUUAAGGAAAUAACUCUCGCAGUACAUUUUCUGUUUUUCGUCUCAUCAUUAUCACUUUAAUUAUUCCAGCUGGAAAAACAUCAUUCACAAUGAUGGCUUUGAACAUCAACUAUGUCCUCAGGUCUUUGUACUCAUAUAAAAUCUUAGCAGAGAGCCUUCGCCUUCCCGAAAGAGAAACUAAAAACGGUUUAUGCUUGUUUUACACACUCUAGGUUAUUCUGAACUCGAUGCAUAAGUAUCAGCCACGUGUUCAUGUUAUUCCAGCGAAGGACUACAGUCCGUAUGGCUUGAGGAAGGGAUCUUUUUACACCUUCGUGUUUCCAGAGACUCAAUUCAUGGGAGUGACUGCCUAUCAAAAUCCAAGGGUGAGUUCGAGUUGUUAAUGGCUAACAGCUGAAUACAAAUACCUCAUUGAGGUAAUAAAAAAGACGAUUAGGGGUGACAAGCUGUUAAGGAAAAGUGUCUCUUUUGUACAAUGAAAUUUCUAGCUUUGCACAAUAACUGACCUAGUUUCAGAACCCAAUGACUGAGUUGAUAGCAUGCUUGAAAAUUUAUUUAUCUUUUGAUGGACCUUCAUUAUCCCGUAAAAAAGAUAUGGAUUUAACCUUGCUACAGAGUAUAAGCCUUCAAUAACUGGACACUAAAAACCUGUCCCAUUAGCACCAUUUUGAAACAUAUUCAAAAGCUAAGGUCUUUGUACAGGGGACAAGCAAAAAAGCCUAAAAUUCAUCAGCCUGAACUUAUACUACAUGCCGUGGGUGUCACAGCGAGUAUCCCUGCUCGAACAGCUACAGAAGCUAUAACUGAUAGUGUGCAAACUUUCUGUUGUGAAUUUGCAAUAGAAUUUUAAAAAAGAUUCUAAUGGGCCGAAUAUAACAUCAAAUAAAGAAGCAUGUUGUAAAAAAUCAUUUUGUAUAUUUGCGAGUAAAUGAUCAUUGAAGUACUAAGACUGGAAAUUUCAAAGCAGCUGUAUAUCUAUUUGUAAUCACUCAAAAGGAUAAUGAAAUGGAUCAAACAUCAUGGUAGCUAAGAUGGUUAGAAAUUACAUUGCGCCUUUACCCUUGCCUUUUAUUUUUUUCUUAUUAAAUUCGUUUGUGUUUUCAACAUAGGUGAUUUUACAUUAUACCAACCUACUGGUUAUUCAUUUCCGUAUGAACCCGAAGAUUGUUCCAAAAAGCAAUUCCUUCUAUUAUGACCAUCAGAGGUCUUCAUCACGUUUGGGGAAAAAUCUUCCCUUUGUUUGUACUACUGAAAAGAACCAGGUUACUUACGUUUUCGAGAUCACGUAUGGCUAUCUUAACACAGUCAACUUAACUUGAUAAAUUAUGCCGGCAGUCUCUCACGUUAUGAAAACAAAAAAACGUGGUUCUGAUUAACUGAAACACCCUCUUGUCGAUGAAAUUUAAUGGUUAGGGUUUGACAAAAUUAUAGGUUAAUUCUCACCAAGUGACAGCCGGAAAAACUAUUUCAUUUUUUCAAAUCCUACUUCAGUAUUGUCAGAUCUGCCAAAGAUAUAUUUCAACCGCUCAAAGUGGAUUGUUUACUCUUUGAACACUUCAGCAGUACGUAGACGGUACUCGCUAUUGAAGGAAAUAUGGCUUUCUCGAUGCUAGCAAUUGUCUAUCGAUGGCUUCGUGCAGUUUGCGAGCAUCGCCGUACAAAGAUAGGCUACGGAUUGGUUGACCGCUUAAAUCAUCGCAUUAACAGGUUUCCGCAUGUACUUCCCGAGUAUAUGAGGUGCAUUCACGUACAACUCUAAGCUGAAGUUACAAGUUCGCUGUUUGGCGUCGUCAUUUACUUAUUCCGGCGAUAAACAAAAACGUGUCAUCGGAAUGUUUCAUUUUUCAUAUUUAAAACUGCAAACGGGUUAUUUUCCCCUCUAAUCGAUUAAUGAAUUAUAGCGGAGUUAGACGACAAAGGGGAUUCUCCGUCCAACUAAAUCUAUAUUUACGGAAACCGCACACCAGUCAAUUAGGGACUUUUCAUGUCUAGAAAUUCGCCGAAAGAAGUUUAGAAGAAAAACAAUAGAUCUAGUACUUUCAUUGAGAAAAUUCCACAUUGAAAUUUUUUGAAGAUACGCGAUAUCUGACAAGAUCGUCUAAACUUAUUUUAGAGAAUGAGGUUAAGCUCGAGAGUCGAAUUACGGUCACUUCUCACGAGGAAAUAUUUUAACAAAUCUCUUUAAACAUAUUUUAAGGGCCAGAAAUUUCCGUGUCCCUCGCCUUUUGAAAUUAUCUUCUGGGCAUUAAGAGUUAGCUUUUUAAUUCUAGAUUAACGACCUGCAUUAAGCAAUUUCCCCGCAUCUUAAUUAGAAACAUCCGCGCAUACCUUUACUUCUCGUUUGAUGCGGUGACUAGGAGAGCACGUAGCAGGCUUAAGUCACCGACAGAGAGAAGGAAACGGCAUAAAACCUUAGCUAACACGAUUUGUAUUUAUAUCUUCUGCAGAUCACCCAGCUGAAGAUAGAAAAUAACCCGUUUGCGAAGGGUUUUCGAGGAAGUUGCAAUAGUACCAUGCAUCAUAUCGCCAUGAAAAGGUACGUGGGCGAAGGGCGGUGGAUUUAUGUUACUACUGUUUCAUCGAUUUGUCACAUUUAUUUUGAUAAGAAGUUGUUACAUAAACUCCACUCAUGUAGUGAUCUGUAGUGAGGGAUAAAAACAGGACAUUCCCCAGAUAUUCAUGUUUAGCAUCAUUUUGUUUGUUUCAAUCAUUUCGAAAUCAGAGAUUCCUAGGUUUAAAGAUAAACCAGUUACAACUUUGAAGUCGCUUUGAUCAGAUCAAAACUACUACGGCUUGUCUGCGGUUUUCCUUAAGGUGUCUCGGCUUCGUCAAGUUUCAAGUCGUUAUCACGAGUUAUGCAAGAGAGGAAGGACUCGUACUGGGGUCGUUAAUACCCGGUUAAAUCAGAUAAUACAAGGUCAAAAAACUGCGUCGGAAGCGUAGUCGGUAAAAAAAACAAAACAAAAAAAAAAGCUAGCUAAAUAUUAUCUUGAAUUUCUUAGCAUUUGGCAGGGUAUGCAUUACCGACAUUCUUUUUUAACCUUGCCGGUAUUUUGCUAUGUAGCAUUUACAGGAAGCGCUUUCUAGAUUGUAUAAGUAAAAAGUUUAAUCAAAACCGGCAAUGGAGAAAUGAAGUUAAGGGAGGAGAAAAACUGGGCACGAAGACUAGAAAUGAGAGGAACCUCACGAGAAGGGGGAAAAUUUCGCUGGACUAAACAGAGGAAAUAGGAUGGAUUCAAAGACCUGCUUUACAUGUUUUGCAAAGCUUUUGAUUGCGCUUUCUCGGGUUGUUCACCUCGCAAUGCAGAAAUUUUGUGUCCCACCGUGGUUGGUUAGUGUUUCCAACGUUUUACACUGGCCAAGCUUUUUGCAGGUUGUUGUAUCCAUCUUCAGGUGCCGUCACUCCUUUACUUGGGGCAAUUGAACUUUCCGAAAACGGAACGAACCCAGAGUCAUACAGCCGCCAACAAAUUAAAUUCGCACUUAAGAGCGCUUAAAGUGUUUAAUUAUAGCCUCUUGACUUCGGAGUUUUAUCGCACGGUACUUAUUCCAUCAUUUCGAAAUAAUCUAGUUUGCAGCUUAAUACGUCAUCACAACAUGAGACACGAGUACUUAUCAGACUUUUAAACGCUCAGCGCCAUACUUUUCCGGAACCCUUAUUUCGAAGUCCGUUUCAGAAUUCUUCAAACUAUUUUUAACAUAUGCAUAUAUUUUUUACCAUUUGCGUGAGGAGUUCAGCCUUUCAGGCAAAAUGCAAUUACCACAGAGGCAGACAGUAAAGUACCUCCUCCAAAAAAAAUUUAUAAUGAUAUAAAAUGAACUACUUUUAGACCUUACGCCGUGAUGCCAGGUAUAGAUACAGCGCAGUUUUUUCUCAUUUCAACAUCUGAUCAGAAUUCAGAAAAAAAAUUCAGAAUUUUAGAAUUUCGGGUUAUCUGAGAUCUAUUACUGUCGUUGAGGUGAACAGUUCUUCCAUUGUCAUUUUCCUCGAAUCGUGUAAACUACAAAUCUGAAUGUAUAAAUAUUUCACUUAUUUCUAGCCUUAACUAUUGCAUAGAAUCUUUCUUUAUUGAGAUGGUUUUUCUCCAUUGUUUAAUUUCAGAAAGUCCCCUGACGACUGUAACGAUGCUGAUGGUCUCUCCCUCUCUCCUGCGGGGUCUUCGUCGAGUGGCGAAUCAUGCAAACGAACCUUCCAGGACUCUCCGCCAAAAUUCCCUGAUAUCAACGACCCUUCUCCACCGUUGAUGGGGCAUACAGGUCAGAAAACACGUCUAACACAUCAAUUUUUGCCCCCGUAUUCUUUUCAUGAGGCAAAAUUUUUAAUUUCUAUGUACAACUUUCUCAUAGACCGUUUUUACAGAAACGCGCGCAUUUGGUAUUGCCAAUGAUACAUGAAAUUUGAACCUGCGAGCCAUUAAAAUCCCGCAGUUCCUCUAGAGGUCACCUGCGUGAAAAUGUUACUUUAAUCAUUUCCUAAUGACUUGUUAUUUCUACGGAAGUUUGCGCGUACAGUAAUCCUGUUUGGAAGCGCAGCAGGCCAGAAUCCGGAUAUGUUCAGACACUAAUAUUUGGUCGAUACAAUAUAUAUUUAAGCCGGAAUAUGCAGCAGAGUGGAGUAUAAGGACAACGCUCUUUUAAAGCAACCACAUCUGGUCGCUCCUAUCUUUCGGGUCACGAGCACAGCUAUUUGGAAUUGGAGAUACAUGUGUAGUUCCUUAUUAAAAAACCGUUCAACAUUAUCACGUUUAAAAUAAGUACUUCUCGAGACUUGCAGUUCAACACAACGGAAAUCUUGAUGGCCGUCACUAUACACGCGGCUGAAGACUUGGGUGCCCUGUGCACACUCACUUCCAACCUUUUAAAGAGCAAUUUUUACAGGAACUCAUCUUGGGUGUGACUGAUAGAAAUUUUAAGUUUUACUCGGAAGAUAUGAAAUCAUGGUUUUCAGUUUCCUUGUGAACUUGACUCGUUGAAUAGGAAAAAAAUAUCUUUGAAGAAGGAAACGCUACAUAGAGCUUUGUGCGCGGCUUCAAGGUAAAGGAAGAUACAUGCCGACUAUUUAUGGCAGAUCACUAAUAGCGAAAUUAAAUGAAAGGCUUUUAAACACGGAAGUCAAAAGAUGAAAUUAACUUCGGUGAGCUUGUCGGAAAUCAAACCUGAUCACUGAUUUUAAUUCAUUUUCUCAUGGAGUGUUGUUUCCUGAGCAUCUAUCUGUGUUUUGCGCGCCGCAACUCGCGGUUCACAUGAUUGUCAUGGUCCAGUUAUAUUCCAGGCAGAUUUCACGAUACUUGCCGCAAAAAAUGGUUGUAGUAAAUAAAACACUAUAACAAAAAGGAACACCGACAUACUGCACUUCCUUAUUACCAAAUAACUGUAAAACCAAAUGAUCAUUCCACGGAAAUGGGUCAACUUGACUCUUGCGUACCGCAUCAAACUGACUUACGAAGUAUCCUUGGAUCAAACGGUGCUUAAAACAUAUUACACUCCUUCUCUGACCCGAAGCACUGAAGAGUUGACAUUCUCUAAAAACGUUAAUUGCCCGGGAAAAAUCUAAUUGACUACGUCUCAUUAAUUCCAUAACUUUAGUUACCCUCUAAUUUGAUGAUCUUGCUACAUGUCACGCCUUUUAUCCUAAACAAGAUUAGCCGAUAACUAAUGAAAUUAGAGGACCCCUGAGGUUAGGUAGACUAGAUUUGAGCGGGCGCCUGAUGGACUCGUGAUGUCUGCUCCGUUCCUCUUACGGUUGUCAUCGCUAUCGUGUGUAUUUCAAAAGAAGCAAGAGCCAAUUAAACUAAUACCGGAGGCGUUGAAAGCAAAAACGAAGAAAAGCGCUAAAGGGUGGCUGUAGUUUUGGUCUGGCGGCAAAAUUGUCUCUCUUAUAUCUCGUUCAUACUGUUCUAGUUUUAACCAGUUCUACAAGUGUUUUUUUUCUGAGAACCUUUUUUUUUUCGGUGGAAUUUAUCUGCUAUCCAAGGUUGUACUGCAUUUGUGAAAGUGGGCUGAACACGAACCAGAAUGUGCACAUUCCCUUCCAUAAAAUAUAAAAUCGUGUAAACAGUGGAAAACGCUGGUUUUUUUUUAAUGGGGUGUUUGGGCUUACAAUUCCCCUUAAUUCUCCUAUGUUCGUGUCAGUGGUUCGUUUUGCAGAAAAUAAAAGUACUAGGAAACAAGAUUAGGACUUAAUUUAGUCUAGGUUUCAAUCAAAGUUCAAUCGUUACAAGUUUCACAGCAAUCUAUAAUCUGCAAACCCAGAACUUUGAGGAAGGCAAAGUAUUAAAUUUAUUGCAUCUGAAUAUCUUGGACUGAACAUUCCCUUUGAAUUUGAUGUAAUCAUGAAUUAAACACAGGUCAGCUUGGUUCACCAAACAAUCCCUAAUGGUCCGAUCCCGGGCCAAGGAUUAGCAACUGGACCGCAGCGUUACUAAAUUACAACUGAUCACCAUCUGUUAUUUCUUCCCUUUAACAGGAAGCGCAUUCGGCCAUGUCAUGUUCCCUCGUCGUCCGUCGGAAUCAUUUGACUCGUCGUGCGCUUUUGCCUCGCUUCAGAGCAGCUGUCGGCAGCAGUCAUUCUGUUCCGAGAGGCCUGCUGCAUCAACACCACCAUCCUCAACACUGAACCUGGCUCCACAUCCAUACGUACACAGCCUUCCAAUGAACUCUCUAACAUCGCUGUCCACAACUAGUGCUCUCUCGCAUCCAAGUCAUCCAUCUCGGCCGCUCUUGCAUCCGGGUUACAUGGGACAUCCCAACGAGCAUACAAUUCAUCACACUCCUGCGCAUCUCACUGCGCAUGUGCAUUCCGCGUUAAAUGGCUAUCCAGAGAGUUUGAGAGCAGAGCGACCCGACUAUGGACUGGGAAGAGGUGAUUUCAGCAAACCGCUGACGAUAUCCACAACGUUUCAUUCUGGUUUCCCGGGGAACCCUCCACCUUAUCCGUAUCAUUAAAUAGAAUGUAUUCCAAAUAUGGUCAGGGUGGGUCUUCGCUACACGUGAGUGAUAGAAAAUUAGGUAAACCAUCUUAAAUUUAGCAUUUACACUGCGUUUUCCUCCAUUCUAUAAGUGGAAUCUUAUUUAUUUAUUUAACAGGGGCAGCUUUCCAGAUCAGAGCUGUC